GGAGGCCGCGAGGGAGGGAGCACGAGCGAGGAGGCACGCGCCCGCCGGUCCGCACCCGGCCCGCCGCAGCCGCCGCCGCCGUCGCCGUCGCCGCAGCAGCCAUGGCCGAGCGCCGCGCCUUCGCCCAGAAGAUCAGCAGGUUCAAAGUGGGCUUGUGCGUCCAGGAUUGAAAACGUGUGGACAGAAUGAAAAGUUGAGAGCUGCGGGCUGCACCUUCGGUGUGCAGCUGCCGAAUCCCUGACGGAUUGCAGGCUGAAGCUUGUUAACGGUGGCAGCCGAAGUUAGGAAGCAGAUCUCCGGACAAUAUAGUGGUUCUCCCCAACUGCUCAAAAACCUUAAUAUUGUUGGCAAUAUAUCCCAUCACACCACAGUGCCCCUUACCGAAGCAGUAGAUCCAGUGGAUUUGGAAGAUUACCUCAUUACUCAUCCUUUGGCUGUGGAUUCUGGGCCUUUACGGGAUUUGAUUGAAUUUCCUCCAGAUGAUAUUGAAGUUGUUUAUAGUCCUCGGGACUGCAGAACUCUUGUUUCAGCUGUACCUGAAGAAAGUGAAAUGGAUCCACAUGUUAGAGACUGUAUAAGAAGUUAUACAGAAGACUGGGCAAUUGUCAUCAGAAAAUAUCAUAAAUUGGGAACAGGAUUUAAUCCCAAUACGUUAGAUAAACAGAAAGAAAGGCAAAAAGGUUUGCCAAAACAAGUUUUUGAAUCUGAUGAAGCUCCAGAUGGCAACAACUACCAGGAUGAUCAAGAUGACCUUAAAAGACGUUCAAUGUCAAUAGAUGAUACCCCAAGGGGUAGCUGGGCCUGUAGUAUCUUUGACUUGAAAAAUUCACUUCCUGAUGCUUUGCUUCCCAAUUUACUUGAUCGAACUCCAAAUGAAGAAAUAGACCGUCAGAAUGAUGACCAAAGGAAAUCAAACCGUCACAAAGAACUUUUUGCUUUGCAUCCAUCACCAGAUGAGGAAGAACCAAUAGAACGGCUUAGUGUUCCUGAUAUACCCAAAGAACAUUUUGGUCAAAGACUUCUUGUAAAAUGCUUAUCACUGAAGUUUGAAAUUGAAAUUGAACCCAUUUUUGCAAGUUUGGCUUUAUAUGAUGUCAAGGAAAAGAAAAAGAUUUCAGAAAACUUUUAUUUUGACCUUAAUUCUGAGCAGAUGAAAGGGUUGUUACGUCCACAUGUACCACCUGCUGCCAUUACUACCCUGGCAAGAUCAGCAAUUUUUUCUAUCACUUAUCCUUCCCAAGAUGUUUUUCUUGUAAUAAAGCUAGAAAAAGUCCUACAGCAAGGAGACAUUGGAGAGUGUGCAGAACCAUAUAUGAUUUUCAAAGAAGCAGAUGCCACCAAGAAUAAAGAAAAACUGGAGAAACUGAAGAGUCAAGCAGAUCAGUUUUGCCAAAGACUUGGGAAAUAUCGCAUGCCUUUUGCUUGGACUGCAAUCCAUUUAAUGAAUAUUGUUAGCAGUGCUGGGAGUUUGGAAAGAGAUUCUACAGAAGUAGAAAUCAGUACUGGAGAACGAAAAGGGUCUUGGUCAGAGAGGAGGAAUUCUAGUAUUGUUGGCAGACGAUCACUUGAAAGGACAACAAGUGGAGAUGAUGCUUGUAACUUGACGAGCUUUCGACCAGCUACUCUCACAGUGACAAAUUUUUUUAAGCAGGAAGGAGACCGCUUAAGUGAUGAAGAUCUCUACAAAUUCCUUGCUGAUAUGAGAAGGCCAUCUUCUGUCUUACGGCGACUAAGACCUAUUACAGCUCAGCUCAAGAUAGACAUUUCUCCCGCACCUGAAAAUCCCCAUUAUUGCCUAACUCCGGAGCUGCUUCAAGUGAAGCUUUACCCUGACAGUAGAGUUAGACCUACCAGAGAAAUCUUAGAGUUUCCCGCAAGGGAUGUUUAUGUUCCAAACACUACUUACAGAAAUCUUCUCUACAUAUACCCUCAGAGUCUUAAUUUUGCCAAUCGUCAAGGUUCUGCUAGAAAUAUAACAGUGAAAGUCCAGUUUAUGUAUGGAGAGGAUCCAAGCAAUGCCAUGCCGGUAAUCUUUGGUAAAUCUAGCUGUUCAGAAUUUUCAAAGGAAGCCUAUACAGCCGUAGUAUAUCAUAACAGGUCUCCUGAUUUUCAUGAAGAAAUCAAGGUUAAGCUUCCUGCUACUUUAACUGACCAUCAUCACUUGCUUUUUACUUUUUAUCAUGUUAGUUGUCAACAAAAACAAAAUACUCCUCUUGAAACACCAGUUGGAUAUACAUGGAUACCAAUGCUUCAGAAUGGACGGUUGAAGACUGGCCAGUUUUGCUUGCCAGUCUCAUUGGAAAAACCACCACAGGCUUAUUCUGUACUGUCUCCUGAGGUUCCUCUACCUGGCAUGAAAUGGGUAGAUAAUCACAAAGGUGUUUUUAAUGUUGAAGUUGUUGCUGUUUCAUCUAUCCAUACACAAGAUCCUUAUCUUGACAAAUUUUUUGCUCUGGUCAAUGCUCUGGAUGAACACCUGUUCCCAGUCCGAAUUGGGGACAUGCGAAUCAUGGAAAAUAACUUAGAAAAUGAAUUGAAGAGCAGUAUUUCAGCACUGAAUUCAUCCCAGUUGGAACCAGUGGUCCGAUUUCUUCAUCUUCUGCUAGAUAAACUGAUACUUUUAGUUAUUAGACCUCCUGUCAUUGCUGGCCAAAUAGUUAACCUAGGUCAAGCAUCUUUUGAAGCCAUGGCAUCAAUUAUAAAUCGACUUCACAGAAACUUGGAAGGAAAUCAUGACCAGCAUGGCAGAAACAGCCUUCUUGCAUCAUAUAUUCAUUAUGUUUUCCGCCUACCAAAUACUUACCCUAAUUCAUCAUCACCAGGUCCUGGGGGUUUGGGAGGAUCAGUGCAUUAUGCCACAAUGGCUAGAUCUGCGGUGAGACCUGCAAGCCUUAAUUUAAAUCGUUCUCGAAGCCUUAGUAAUAGCAAUCCAGAUAUAUCUGGGACUCCCACGUCACCAGAUGAUGAAGUUCGAUCAAUCAUCGGGAGUAAGGGUUUAGAUCGCUCCAAUUCCUGGGUUAACACUGGUGGUCCAAAAGCUGCCCCAUGGGGAUCCAACCCCAGUCCAAGUGCAGAAUCAACACAGGCUAUGGAUCGAAGUUGUAAUCGUAUGUCUUCGCACACAGAGACGUCAAGUUUCUUACAAACAUUAACGGGACGCUUACCAACUAAAAAGCUUUUUCACGAGGAGCUGGCUUUGCAGUGGGUUGUUUGCAGUGGCAGCGUUCGGGAAUCAGCUUUGCAACAAGCCUGGUUCUUUUUUGAAUUAAUGGUAAAGAGCAUGGUGCACCAUUUAUACUUUAAUGAUAAACUUGAGGCUCCAAGGAAAAGUCGUUUUCCAGAACGUUUCAUGGAUGACAUUGCAGCUCUUGUCAGCACGAUUGCUAGUGAUAUAGUUUCACGAUUUCAGAAGGACACAGAAAUGGUUGAGAGACUCAAUACAAGCCUUGCAUUCUUUCUCAAUGAUCUGUUGUCUGUUAUGGACAGAGGAUUUGUUUUUAGCCUUAUAAAGUCCUGCUAUAAACAGGUAUCUUCAAAGCUUUACUCAUUACCGAAUCCGAGUGUUCUGGUGUCCUUGAGGCUGGAUUUUCUACGAAUCAUCUGCAGUCAUGAGCACUAUGUUACAUUAAACUUACCCUGCAGCUUACUUACUCCACCUGCAUCUCCAUCACCUUCUGUUUCUUCUGCAACAUCUCAGAGUUCUGGAUUUUCUACGAAUGUACAAGACCAAAAGAUUGCAAAUAUGUUUGAAUUGUCCGUGCCUUUCCGCCAACAGCAUUAUUUGGCAGGACUUGUGUUAACAGAGCUGGCUGUCAUUUUAGACCCUGAUGCUGAAGGACUGUUUGGAUUGCAUAAGAAAGUCAUCAAUAUGGUACACAAUUUACUCUCCAGUCACGACUCAGACCCGCGGUACUCUGACCCUCAGAUAAAGGCUCGAGUGGCCAUGUUGUAUCUACCUCUGAUUGGUAUUAUCAUGGAAACUGUACCUCAGCUGUAUGAUUUUACAGAAACUCACAAUCAACGAGGAAGACCAAUUUGUAUAGCCACUGAUGAUUAUGAAAGUGAGAGCGGAAGUAUGAUAAGCCAGACCGUUGCCAUGGCAAUCGCAGGGACAUCGGUCCCUCAACUAACAAGGCCUGGCAGUUUCCUCCUCACGUCAACGAGUGGCAGGCAACACACUACCUUUUCAGCAGAAUCAAGUCGAAGCCUUUUGAUCUGUCUACUUUGGGUUCUCAAAAAUGCAGAUGAAACAGUUCUACAGAAGUGGUUUACAGAUCUCUCAGUCUUGCAGCUAAACCGGCUAUUGGAUCUACUUUAUCUCUGUGUGUCUUGCUUUGAGUAUAAAGGGAAAAAAGUGUUUGAACGAAUGAAUAGCUUGACCUUUAAGAAAUCAAAAGACAUGAGAGCAAAGCUUGAAGAAGCUAUUCUUGGGAGCAUAGGUGCCAGGCAAGAAAUGGUACGGCGAAGCCGAGGACAGCUCGGUACGUACACAAUAGCUUCUCCUCCUGAGAGAAGCCCAUCUGGAAGUGCCUUUGGAAGUCAAGAAAAUUUGAGGUGGAGAAAAGAUAUGACUCACUGGCGUCAAAACACAGAGAAGCUUGACAAAUCAAGAGCAGAGAUUGAACACGAAGCACUGAUUGAUGGAAACCUGGCUACAGAAGCAAACCUAAUCAUUUUAGAUACAUUAGAGAUUGUUGUUCAGACCGUUUCUGUAACGGAAUCCAAAGAGAGCAUUCUUGGUGGAGUGCUAAAAGUGCUACUACACAGCAUGGCCUGUAACCAAAGUGCAGUUUAUCUACAACACUGUUUUGCUACACAGAGAGCCUUGGUUUCAAAGUUUCCUGAACUCUUAUUUGAAGAAGAGACAGAGCAGUGUGCUGAUUUAUGCCUCAGGCUUCUCCGACACUGUAGCAGUAGCAUCGGUACAAUACGGUCACACGCCAGUGCCUCCCUUUACCUACUAAUGAGGCAAAACUUUGAGAUUGGGAAUAACUUUGCCAGGGUUAAAAUGCAGGUAACAAUGUCGCUAUCCUCCUUGGUGGGCACAUCUCAGAAUUUUAAUGAAGAAUUCUUAAGACGUUCUCUAAAGACUAUAUUGACAUAUGCUGAAGAAGAUCUGGAAUUGAGGGAAACAACAUUUCCUGAUCAGGUCCAGGAUCUGGUUUUCAAUCUCCAUAUGAUUCUUUCUGAUACUGUGAAAAUGAAGGAACACCAGGAGGAUCCUGAAAUGUUGAUUGAUCUAAUGUACAGAAUUGCCAAGGGUUACCAGACCUCUCCAGAUCUGCGAUUGACCUGGUUGCAGAACAUGGCAGGCAAGCACUCAGAACGAAGCAAUCAUGCUGAAGCUGCACAGUGUCUAGUCCACUCAGCAGCACUUGUUGCUGAAUAUUUGAGCAUGCUGGAGGACCGGAAAUAUCUUCCUGUGGGAUGUGUAACAUUUCAGAAUAUUUCAUCUAAUGUUUUAGAAGAAUCUGCGGUCUCAGAUGAUGUGGUAUCUCCAGAUGAAGAAGGUAUCUGCUCUGGAAAAUACUUUACUGAGUCAGGACUUGUGGGAUUACUGGAACAAGCAGCUGCUUCCUUCUCUAUGGCUGGCAUGUAUGAAGCAGUUAAUGAGGUUUACAAAGUACUUAUUCCUAUUCAUGAAGCUAAUCGGGAUGCAAAGAAACUAUCCACAAUUCAUGGUAAACUUCAAGAAGCAUUCAGCAAAAUUGUUCAUCAGAGUACUGGCUGGGAGGAUGGUAAGCGGAUGUUUGGCACCUAUUUUCGUGUUGGUUUUUAUGGAACCAAGUUCGGGGAUUUGGAUGAACAAGAAUUUGUUUACAAGGAGCCUGCAAUAACCAAACUUGCAGAGAUAUCUCACAGAUUGGAGGGAUUUUACGGAGAAAGAUUUGGAGAGGAUGUGGUUGAAGUAAUCAAAGACUCUAAUCCUGUAGACAAGUGUAAAUUAGAUCCUAACAAGGCAUAUAUUCAGAUUACCUAUGUGGAGCCAUACUUUGACACAUAUGAGAUGAAGGACAGAAUCACCUAUUUUGACAAAAAUUACAAUCUUCGUCGAUUCAUGUACUGUACACCCUUUACUUUAGAUGGCCGUGCCCAUGGGGAACUUCAUGAACAAUUCAAAAGGAAGACCAUUCUGACUACGUCUCAUGCCUUUCCUUAUAUUAAAACAAGGGUCAAUGUCACUCAUAAAGAAGAGAUCAUCUUAACACCAAUUGAAGUUGCUAUUGAGGACAUGCAGAAAAAGACACAGGAGUUGGCAUUUGCAACACAUCAGGAUCCCGCAGACCCCAAAAUGCUUCAGAUGGUACUCCAGGGAUCUGUAGGCACAACAGUGAAUCAGGGGCCUUUGGAAGUUGCCCAGGUUUUUCUGUCUGAAAUACCUAGUGACCCAAAGCUCUUCAGACAUCAUAAUAAACUGCGACUCUGCUUUAAAGAUUUUACUAAAAGGUGUGAAGAUGCCUUAAGAAAAAAUAAGAGCUUAAUUGGGCCGGAUCAAAAGGAGUAUCAAAGGGAACUGGAGAGAAACUAUCAUCGCCUUAAAGAGGCCCUACAGCCACUGAUCAACAGAAAGAUCCCUCAGUUAUACAAGGCAGUAUUGCCUGUCACCUGCCACAGAGAUUCCUUCAGUCGAAUGAGCCUUCGCAAAAUGGAUCUCUAAACUGAAUGCACUUGUUUUAUUCAUCUGCAAAGAGCCAUGUAUUCAACAUCGAGUGUGAAAAGAUCUAUUGGAAAACAACAUGGAAUGGAAUUCUGGAAAUUAUUAUUCAUUGAAGAAUGCAGUGGCCAAGAAAAUAUCAAAUGUAGAUUGUUAACGCUUGAGAAUCAUGGCUAUGGUUUCUAAUGUUCUGGUAACAAGCUGUUAUCUUUUAAGACAUUUUAAUGACUCAAAGGUACACUAUACAUUUACCAUUAUUUAUACCAUAGCUAAGGUUAAAUUUAUUCACUUUAAGUUCGUAUUUUUUAAUUUAUGUUACCAUUUAUAGAUUCAUUUUGGAACCAUUUUAAAUGUAGUAAUGCUUAUUUUAAAGGUACUAUUAAAUAUGUGAAUGUUUACACUAA
This is a messenger RNA of Pan troglodytes (chimpanzee), 7059 nucleotides long. It is a transcript of the gene DOCK7, whose product is annotated as dedicator of cytokinesis 7. Gene Ontology annotation, biological process: small GTPase-mediated signal transduction; axonogenesis; positive regulation of GTPase activity. Lineage: Eukaryota; Metazoa; Chordata; Mammalia; Primates; Hominidae. The record is from RefSeq and is a predicted model, not a curated record. The transcript is spliced from 51 exons. Gene Ontology annotation, molecular function: guanyl-nucleotide exchange factor activity. Bases 551 to 6658 code for a protein of 2035 amino acids.